This is a messenger RNA of Phytophthora megakarya, 1596 nucleotides long. Lineage: Eukaryota; Oomycota; Peronosporomycetes; Peronosporales; Peronosporaceae. The record is from the annotation of a GenBank genome assembly.
AUGGUUCCAGCCGGUGUACGGAUGGACCUCGCCGACGGAUCGGUGCGACUACCUGACGAAGUUGGAACACCGCUUAAUUGUCGUAAGCGAUUGUAUGGCGAAAAGGUGAGAUCAGUGAUUCUCGAACGAUCUCUACGAAUCCCGGUUGGCCAGUCGGAAGAAAUAGCGGCGAAGAUCAAAUUGGCUUCCACGGAGAAACUGUGGGUGACCAGGGUAGAACGAUGGGUACGGACCGUGACGGAAGGCCCCGGUCGCAUCCGCUACCUGGUGACCUCGAACGUUGGCGAAGAGAUCCUACGGCUGGACCACCGUCUGGACAUCGAAUCUCGAUCGAGGGCGCGAAUUGCCGACGCGAACCAGAUCGAGGCUGAAUUUCUCGAUCCAGAAAGGGGACGUCCAUCUACGCCAACGACUAGCCCCGAUGGCGAUCGAUACCUGAGCGGCAAUGCUGAGGGCGUCGGAAUAAGUGAGAGCAUGCCAGAUGAGGCCACCGAUCGGACGGACACCAAUGAUGCUAAGACGGAAAAUCAGACUGACGUCGGGAAUACCGAGCCGAGAACGGGAAAUCUGAACUGUCAAACUCAGAUCAAGCUCGAUACCGGCGAAGUCUCCGGUGUUAAAUCCCCGAUCCACCCGACUGAGGUCGUCGACCUACGAGAUUCGCUGGCGGAAGGAGAAGCAGCGACCACCCCACAAGAUACCGAGGACGAGGAUGGGAUAUAUUCCCACGAGAGUGAUGAUCUCUCAGCUGAAGAUCUAGAAGGAAACUUGGCCGUUCUCCCCGAAAUCCCGAUCUCGACGACCGCGAAGGUCAGCAUCGAGGAUCUGCAGGCUUGCGAUAAGUGGAAUUUAUCGAUCAGAGUAGCCAAGAGCUUGUCGGGCAUGGAUAAGGUGGUAUAUCUGGGACACCGAGUGUCGAUCGGAGGUCUGGAGGCGAACCCGAAAAACCUGAAAUCGCUAACCGAUCUGCCAUUCCCCGGAUCACUUCGAUCUAUGCAGUCAUUCCUGGGUAGUUUGAAUUACUGCAGCCGAUUCAAUGAAGAUUACGCUAUUUAUGCUUCGGUGCUCUACGAAUUACGUGAGGUGGAGUUUGCAGAAGUGGAGAAACGAUCGGAUCUGAGGGAGAUCAUGGACCGGAACGACCCGAUUCCACAAGAUCUCGGCCCUCCGGAACUGAAGUUGACGGAACCAGUGGAUGAGAGGUGGAUCAGAGCACAUAGGGCCUUCACCGCCUUGAAAACCAAGAUCGCGACUACCCCAAUCCUCCUCCAUUUCGACGAGACGAGAAUGCCGGUAGUUAUCGUAUAUGCCAGCGAUUGGGCGAUAUCCGCCUCGUUGGCGCAAGAACACGACGGGAUCUAUCACCCGGUGGCGUUCGCCAGUCGUACCUUGAAGACGAACGGAUUGAAUUACAAUGUGACCGAGAAGGAGGUGUUGGCAUUGCUAAUGGUCCGCCCUCCUGGCCCCGUGGACGCUCGAGAUCACGAAGUGCACGAAGGGCGAGGACGAAAUACUGGGGGCAAUCGCUGCCAGCACCACAGCGAGGGCGAAGAUGGACGAUCCUCUGACCGAAAUCGCUCCCCGGAAGGAACCUAA